This is a messenger RNA of Lemur catta (Ring-tailed lemur), 2189 nucleotides long. RefSeq names its product deoxyribonuclease 2 beta (gene DNASE2B). Gene Ontology annotation, molecular function: deoxyribonuclease II activity. Lineage: Eukaryota; Metazoa; Chordata; Mammalia; Primates; Lemuridae. The transcript has 4 exons. The record is from RefSeq and is a predicted model, not a curated record. Gene Ontology annotation, biological process: apoptotic DNA fragmentation. The coding region runs from base 1344 to 2039 and encodes 231 amino acids.
UUUUUCUUGAAAUUCUGAUUGGCGUCAGGGGAAUGCUACAACAUAGCUGACAUUAUGAUCCUCCUUUAAGUGACACUCCUGGGGCAGUAAGAAGCAUGUGAGGGCCAGCCCUGCAGCUCAGGGCCCAGCCAGCCUGGCCCGGAAGGAGGGAGAAUAAGUGGCAGACACCACAACCCAGCACUGGGCUGCAGGUCGAGCCAGGUCUGACACGGGACGGCUGGGACCCAGGUGCAGCAAGAGGCUCCACGAAGGCACAGGCUGGAACUGUUCUGGCUCCUGUCCUGGCCUCCUUGGCCUGGCCUUGGAUGAGCACUGUUGAGUGGGGCCUGGGGAGCUCCGCAGACCUGGAACCUGGGUGCCAGGGUGGAGUCCCUUCCACGGCCACACCAGCAUGUUGGUGUCGUGCUGGCCCUCGGAUUCUCUUGGUCCAGAGGGAUAACAUCGCAGCCUUCCUGGGGCAGAUUUACGGAUGAAAUAGGGCAGCAUGACCGCGACUGACAGCUCUGAGGUCGGGCCCAGCACUGAGUGUGCCACAGGACGCAUCUCCCGGACCCCGACAGCAGCCCACGGUGCGGCCUCAGCUCCACCACGCUGGUCUCCCGGCCUUGCGUCAGUUAGGCUCCAGCCCUCAGGACAGCCCUUAACUAUUCACACUAAGGACACGCGGGCGCCUCUCACUUGCUCCACGCAGGCAGGGCAAGGCCCCAUCAUCCCCAUGUGAGGAGAGGAGGCCGGGAGGGGAGCAGCCUCCACCCCCACAGGCAGAACGGCAGGGACAGCAGAGGAGGACUCUGACCCCACCGGGGUUUUCCGCUUGAACUCUGCAUCCUUUCCCAUGGGUGUAGGUGGUGCUGAGAACAGCCAUGACCCAGCUCAGGAAGGCCACCCCCUCCUGGUGGCCACUUGGAGCCACAGAGGCCAGGACCCUGGCAUCAAUCCCCAGGCUGGGCUCCUGACAACCUCUGUUGCUCCGGACAGACGGCUGCCGUGAGCUGAACAUGCAGCAGACCCGACAUGUACACAGGGCAAAGACCCUCUGCAAGUCCCUUUCACUUUCAAUUCCUGGCAAAUUGCCCAGAGCAGCGUCAAAGCCUGGCUCCACGGUGAGACCAUCACAUGCUGGGAAAUCGGAGACGGCUGGCUGGACCUGAGGAGGGACUCUGGGUGCAAGGUCUCCACGAUUCCCCUCUGGGCCGCGGAGCACGCACCUGGGCAGGGGCCGAGUUCCCUCACUGCCAGCAGGAGGCUCCUUGGGGCAGUCUGUUGUCCUCUGAUUCAUAUAACAGCAUAUCGAUUAUCAUUCCUGGGCCGUGGGAUGCCAGAGCUGCUCGGACCAAGGUGUAAUGCUGUGGAACAGAGUCCAGGGGUUCUGGCUGAUUCAUUCUAUUCCCCUGUUUCCUCCAGUUCCUGAAGAAGGCUAUGAUUAUCCACCCACGGGGAGGCGAAAUGGACAAAGUGGCAUCUGCAUAACUUUCAAGUACAACCAGUAUGAAGCAAUAGAUUCUCAGCUCUUGGUCUGCAACCCAAACAUCUAUAGCUGUUCCAUCCCAGCCAUCUUUCACCAGAAGCUCAUUCACAUGUCCCAGUUGUGCACCAGGUCCAGCUCAUCAAAGAUCCCCGGCAGGCACCUCACCAGGCUUCAGUCAGCCCAGGGAGAAAAUUUCCUCCAUUUUGCAAAGUCUAAUUCUUUUCUUGAUGAUAUCUUUGCAGCCUGGAUGGCUCCACAGCUGAAGACACACUUGCUAACAGAAACCUGGCAACGAACAGGACAAAAGCUUCCUUCAAACUGCUCCCUUCCUUACCAUGUCUACAAUAUCAAAGCAAUUAAGUUGUCUCAACAAUCGUAUUUCAAUUCUUCUCAGGAUCAUGCCAAGUGGUGUAUUUCCCAAAAGGGCACCAAAAAUCACUGGACGUGCAUUGGAGACAUAAAUCGGAGCACAUCCCAAGCCUUCAGAAGUGGAGGAUUCAUUUGUACCCAGAAUCAGCAUAUUUACCAAGCAUUUCAAAGAUUAGUUUUAUAUUAUGAAAAGUGUAACUAAUUUUGGUAAGAGGACACAUGGACUAUCACUGAAAACAUUGAUAACUGGUUUUCUUCUAUGGGAGCCAUUCUUUGUAUAUUAAAAGCCUGUUAAUAUACUCAUAAUCCAUAUAUCAUAAAAUAAAAUACUUUUCUCCCAUGUUUACCAUUU